UAGACCCACACCCUGGUGUCACUAACUUACGUGUCGGUCAUUACCUUUUAUGGUUAGGUACUUGAAGGAAUAGUAACAGAAAAGAAGAAAGGAUCGCAGAAAGCGAAUAGCAUCAAUAUCGUUACGUCGGUUUGUUCGUACGAUUUUAUGUCGGAUUUGUAAAUGAUUUCCUAAUACUGUGCCUUCCGUACUAUUUGUGUCAACAUAAAUUCAGUACGACUACUAUUUUUUUACGGUCCUAACUUAUCUUUAAUUCGAUUUAUAUUCGAACAAGUGAGACGGGAGACCGUGACAUAUUGCGUUCGUGGUCGAUGUUUAUUUGCCAUUGUUCGCGGUAAUAUUAUUUUGUUCGUACGUACUAACAUACGUGAGUGUUCUAAGGAGAAUCGUUCAAGUCUUUUUCUAUUAUUCUCAACAAUUUGCUAUUGAUCUUUAAUUCUGUUCAACGUCAAAGUUAGAAGGUGCAAGAUGUACGGUUGUAGUUAUCAAGAGCUUACUAAUAGAAUGAUGUCAUCCAUGGAGGAAUUUCAGGAGGCAUUCCAGCUUUUUGAUAGUCGAGGAGAUGGAAAGAUUCAUGUAGCUCAAAUUGGAGAUGCUUUGAGAGCUCUUGGACAAAAUCCAACCGAAUCGGAUGUAAAGAAGUUCACCCAUCAACAUAAACCGGACGAACGUAUUAGUUUCGAAGUGUUUCUACCCAUUUAUCAGGCUAUAAGCAAAUCUCGUACAUCGGACACAGCCGAUGACUUUAUAGAGGGUCUACGUCAUUUCGACAAAGAUGGAAAUGGCUUUAUAUCUUCUGCUGAAUUGAGACAUCUGCUAACAACGCUGGGGGAGAAGCUCAGCGACGAAGAGGUUGAAACGUUAUUAGCUGGCCAUGAAGAUUCACAGGGUAAUAUUAAUUAUGAAGAUUUUGUUCGUCAAGUGAUGUGUGGUUGAAUGUUUAUUCCCCAAAACAGUAAUAACUCAUUCAUUGCUUCACGAAGAAUUUUGUUAAUUGCAACAUUUCUUAACAAUGUUUUCUCAUUGUACUAUGUCGAUCGUCGAAAUAUUUUGUACAGAAAAAUGUGAUUGCCGAUAUUUUCAAUACAGACUACGACGUACAAAGAGAUGAAAGCUUGUUUAGAAUCAGUAAAUAUUUGUGAUUUCUAAAGUUAUAUAGAGAAAGCGAACAGUCUGAAAUUAAACUGUAAUUUGAACAUGGAAAAGGCCGCAAAUUGACUUUGUGAACUGUUGAUAAUAUUCGAUACAUUCCAUAUGCUGUUCUGUCAAUUUAGUUUGCGUAUUAUUGUAUGUCCUCGAUUGGUAUACAAAUGAUUUUAUUGGAUACACUAUGUAUGGCUUGGUUGUAGAUAUUACCUUUUUUCAACACAAUAAUGCAAUCAUGUUAUUUUCUGUUCAAACAAUUAACAUUGUUCUAGAUUAAAAACUGCAAUGCAUCGAAUGAAAUAAAAUUUUCUAAAAUAGAAGCUUAAUGUUGGAAUUGCAUUAUCUCCUUCUACAACACAUAAAACCAACCAAAACUAAAUAUUUAUACUUGUCAUAAUUGUUAACACUCGAAUGGAAAUUUGUGAUUCCUAUUUUAACCCAAUGUGUCGAUGUAUUCGUCUAAUAUUCCAAUUUGUCACCUUCUAGUGAUUAACUCGAAUUUAUAAUAAUAAUGAUUUACAUAUGUCUAUCUAUAAAAUCAUCUUACAUACAUUGUCUUUUAUCAAUUCAUCGAUUUAACCGGUAAUAGUAAUGUACAUUUUUGUGCUAUCAAAAUUCAGCGCUGUUUAUUCAGGUCAGAAAAUAUGUUCAGCGAUGGUUAUACGUAUUAUUGAUGAAUAAAAAUAAUUGAAAACGA
Megalopta genalis is the source of this 1843-nucleotide messenger RNA. RefSeq names its product Myosin light chain cytoplasmic (gene Mlc-c). The record is from RefSeq and is a predicted model, not a curated record. NCBI's taxonomy places the organism in Eukaryota, Metazoa, Arthropoda, Insecta, Hymenoptera, Halictidae. Gene Ontology annotation, cellular component: myosin II complex. Gene Ontology annotation, molecular function: myosin heavy chain binding; calcium ion binding.